Molecule: messenger RNA, 2094 nt
Organism: Closterium sp. NIES-65
Lineage: Eukaryota; Viridiplantae; Streptophyta; Zygnematophyceae; Desmidiales; Closteriaceae
Source: the annotation of a GenBank genome assembly
AUGCCGUUUUCUUUAUGCUGGAAGAACGCCAGAGCAACUGGGCCUAUUCCCGUCCCAUCGUGCUACUCGACACGCUCUGGAACCUCAUCUUCUUGCUCUGUCCUGCUCUGUCUUCUCUCUCUGCUGCAGUUGGAAGAGCGCCAGAGCAACUGGGCCUAUUCCCGUCCCAUCGUGCUCCUCGACACGCUCUGGAACCUCAUCUUCGUUCUCGUCGCCAUCGCGACGCUCUCCGUGAGCCGCAACCACAAGGAGGAACCGGCCGCUCCGCUGGGCGUGUGGCUCAUGGGGUACUCGGCGCAGUGCAUCAUCCACAUCGUCUGCGUGCUCGUGGAGUUCGACCGCCGGCAGCAAGGCGGAGCGGAGGAGCGCAGGAGCGACCGGAGCCGGGCGAGGAGGAGCCGCGGAGCGAGCAGGAGCAGCAGACGAGGGCUCCGCGGGUUGCGGAGCGCGAGCGGAGGAGGAGGGAGGGGAGGCAGGGGAGGGGGAGCAGGGGGGAGUGGGAGUUCGGGGGAUAUUCGAGAGGGGUUGUUGCAAAGAGGGAGCGAUGACGAGGAGCAGGAAGCGGAGGGGAGUACGGGGGAGCAGCGGAUAGAAGAUGAUCGGAUUGACAGCAUUGCGAAGCAAAUCGAGUCGGCGAACACCGUCUUUUCGUUCCUCUGGUGGUCCGUCGGGUUCGCGUGGAUCAUCUCCACAUUCGACGACACCUUCGAAGACGCGCCCAUUCUUUCCUGGGUGUGCAUGUCGUUUCUGGCGUUCGACGUGUUUUUCGUCAUCUUCUGCAUCGCGCUCGCGUGUCUGGUGGGCAUCGCCGUGUGCUGCUGCCUGCCCUGCAUCAUCGCGGUUCUCUAUGCCAUGGGCGAACAGGAAGGUGCCACGAACGAGCAGAUUCAGUCCCUCCCGCAGUUCAAGUUCCGCCGGCGAGGCUCUCCGCCAAGCAGCAGCCGCCCGCUCACCGCGUCCGCCGCCCUUUCCGCCAUCACGGAGGCGCUAGGCGUUGCGACCACCAGCAGCAGCACCACCACCAACGCCAGCAGCAGUAGUGGGCUAAAUAGCAGUGCGGCGAAGGGUAGCAGCUGUGAUGAUGGAAACAGCAGUGGUGAUACGGGGGGCAGCAGUGGAAAGGGAACGGCCAGUGCGGGUGCCGAGGGGAGGGAUGAGGUUCGGGUGACGAUCGACGAGCCGGCAGGGGGCGUUAUGACGCAAGUGGGAGGGUCGAGCCAGCCGCCGCGGGAGAGAGAAGUGGCAGACGAUGAUGCGUUGUCCGCCUUUUCUCUCUCCCAGAAUCGCCGCAUCUGCCUGGGAGCACAUGGGGACGCAGUGCUGGUGCUGCUCAGACCCAUUACCCUUCCCCUCAUGUUUUCCUCAUCCUCUCCCUUCUCAUCCUCCCAUCCCUCCCAUCUUCCCAUCCUCUCAUCCUCGCAGGAGUGCUGCAUCUGCCUGGGGCCAUACGAGGACGCAGUGCUGCUGAGGGAGCUGCCCUGCUCACACCACUUCCACUCCGCCUGCGUUGACAAGUGGUUGCGCACCCGCCCCACCUGCCCCCUUUGCAAAUACGACAUCACUGCCCCGCCCAGCGCUGCUACUAGCAGCAGUGGGAGCAGUGGUAGUGCCGGCAUGUCUGCGAACGGGAAGAAGGAAGCGCGCCGAUGGGCCGUCGACCUGGCGGACGCGGCGUCGGGGAUCUCGAGGGACGUUCCCGAUCCGCCUGGAUUCAACCGAAACGCGGCAGAACUGGCGUCCAGUGGCAGCGGAUCCAAGGCGCUGACACAGAAAGAUAAGGCCCUUGACCCAGCAAAGAAGCAGGAGCGUGCAUGGGCUCUGGCCCAGUCUCCCACCAAGAAUCUCCUCAUGAUGGGAUUCAUGCUCUGGAUGGCCGGCAGUACAGUGCAUCUUUUCAGCAUCGGAAUCACCUUCUCCAUCCUCUGGCAACCCAUCUCAGCACUACGGACCAUCAAUGCUGCAUUUGAGCCGUUCAAGGACCCCAAGGUGGAUGUGGUGCUGCCAAAGAUGAUGUAUGCCGCAGUCAACCUCUUCCUCCUCUCCAUCGGCCUCUGGAAGCUACUCCUUGCUAUUCCUUGUAAUUUUGAGCUCUAG